ACAUUAAUUAGUUUAUAUUUCAACAAAGGAAUAUAUAUAAUGCACUACCCCCUUUUAUGGUUUAAACAGAAGCACUGAACUUGGCAGACCAGUAAGGCAGUCAGGCAGUCAGGUAGUCAGGCAGUCAGGCAGGUAGAGAAUUAGAGAUUUCAACUCGACCUUUCUCUCAGAAUUCCCGUAAAUAAACUCCAGUGAAAUGAGUGGGUUUAAACAAGUGAACCCUCCCUAGUCCCUAAAUGCAUAUGGUGAAAAAACUUAAAGAUUUUGAUAUUUUAAAAUUAAAUAAACAUGUUGUUUCUUCUAGUCAGCAUUUUCUACCAGCUAGGUUUGUGUGAAGGAUUCCUGGACAGUCCACCUUCUAUGAGGGUUGAACCAAACAGAUGGGAUUUACCUAUAGAUCGUCCGGUUGGGUUUCCUGCAGGACGGAUCUUAGUCUUCGAACUUAAUGAUAAAAAUCAGGAUUUAAAUAUAACCAUACAACCAUCACCGUACAAGGUAAAAACCUUACUUGAUGCUGCUGAGUUCUUCUCAGUACGUGAACUCGUAAGCAAAAGGAACAAUACUAAAAUAUUUGAAGUUUUACUUUCCAAACCUCUCUUCCAGAACUUCAAGAUUGGAGAUCAAAUGCUUAUUUCAGUCAAGAUGUAUGUGGACGGGUCGAUAACUAUUACCAAUGAAGUUCAUAUUAAUGUUGAAUUUCCAUCAAAUCCAGAUUUUGGUGUCGACGAUCUAACAACUAAAAAACCCACCCCUCGUCCUACCACACCCACUACACCUACACCUCCCCCUCCCCCCACCAGCACAGAAGAUCUUGUUGAGACGACAGUUAAACCAGAAGAGAGCAGUCAAUCCACCGUUAUUGUUGUUAUAGUCAUUCCUUUAGUCAUAGUGCUACCUACCCUAGCUGUAGGGAUAUAUAUUCUACGAAGAAGGAUUGCAAAAGUAUGUUCUUGUUUGGCCAAAUCUGCAGAAAAUAAAGAGGAUGGAAAGAGAGAGAUACAGUCAGCACUGUCAACAGAGACGAAUAUGACAGAUCUUCACAGCUCAAGGAAAACAAGUCUAGCUGUUAGCAACAGUUAUGAACGAGAUAUCCUUAACACCAAAGAAUGGGUCAGCACAGACCCCUGGGAGAUACCAAGGCAUCAUUUGAAGAUAUCCAGCAUCUUAGGAGAGGGGUGUUUUGGACAGGUAUGGAGAGCUGAAGGAACUGGAAUACUAGGAAACAAAGGAAGUAUGACAGUUGCCGUCAAAACAUUAAAGGAGUCUGCUAAUGAGAAGGAGAGAAAGGAUUUACUCCAGGAGUUGGCUUUAAUGAAGCUAUUAGAUCCGCAUCCUAAUGUUGUUAAACUACUGGGAUGUUGUACAGAGAAAGAUCCUGUGUUUGUUGUGAUGGAGUUUGUAGCUAAAGGAAAACUUCAAGAUUAUUUACGGAAGUCCAGAGCGGAACACGGAUACGGAAAUUUACACGGUGGCAGCCAGAAGCUCACAUCACGUGAUCUAACUGCAUUCUGCUUUCAAGUUGCCAGAGGGAUGGAUUAUCUUUCUUCAAAGAAGGUCAUACACCGGGAUUUGGCUGCAAGGAAUAUAUUGGUCACAGACGAAAAUAUUUGCAAGGUUUCUGAUUUUGGAUUUAGUCGGGAUGUAAUGAUAAACCAGAUUUAUGAACGUAAAUCCGAAGGUCGUCUUCCAAUAAGAUGGAUGGCUCCCGAAUCUUUGUACGACAACAUCUACACAACAAAAAGUGAUGUUUGGUCGUUUGGAGUUCUGAUGUGGGAGAUCAUUACUUUGGGGUCAACACCGUACCCAGGGAUGUCAGGAUCAGAGGUCAUGAAGAAGGUCAAGGAAGGUCAUAGGCUAGAGAAACCUGAACACUGUGAUAGGGAGAUGUACAACAUUAUGUACUAUUGUUGGGAUAAUGAUCCAGUAGAACGACCAUCCUUUACACAGCUAGUCAAGGAUUUUGAGAAUAUGUUAAUGAAGGAAACAGACUAUAUUGAUCUAAACCAGUUUCCGGACCAUGCUUACUAUAACGAAGUUAGUCUCAGUGGAGAGCGGGUUUAGGGGUUAUUCUGUACAUUGAGGUUUUGUGUACACCGUGGUUGUACAUAGUGUACACACCUAAACCGUUUUAGAACUAGUUUAAUUGUUAUUGUAUUUCUAGUAAGACAAAUUGCUAUUGUCAGCAUAAAUUGGGAAUUUGUUUUUAAACCGUGUACACUGUAAAGUGUACACUGUACAGGGUACACUGUACUGUGUACACUGUACAGUGUCCAAAAAUAUUAUACAGUGUGUCCGAAAAACGUGGGGAAUUAUUGACAACUCGUCUUUGAUCCAACCGGUAUUUUAAAAUUCACUGUAAAAACUGUCAACCUUGAGAUUUCCAAAAUGUGGUUUUUCAAAGUUGACAAAGAACUAAAGAUAUUAAUUGAUUUUUAACACUUUCAUUUAUUUAAAAAACUCAAAAUUAUCAAAACAAUUGACAUUUUCAUCAAAACUUAUAUUUUUAAAAUCAAGACCUUAUAUGUCGGAAAGCACAAAAGACGUAUUUAUUAAUGAUUUAAAAUCAAAGGCAAAAGUAAAUUGUCUUUCAAAUCUCUUAUGUUUCUUGGACCACUCUGUAUAGUACUGUAUUGUAUGCUCAGUUGAAAAUAAUGCUCCAUUACUUCUAUAAAUACUCAAACAGACUGGGGAAAGUGGGGACAAAAUACAAUGCAGUUGUAGAUAUUGAGAAGGAAUCAAGAAAUUAAAUGCUGAAACAAUGUAACUAAAUUUAACAAAUAUUAAAAAAUAUAUUUUCUCAUGUUCU
This is a messenger RNA of Eurytemora carolleeae, 2806 nucleotides long. RefSeq names its product tyrosine kinase receptor Cad96Ca. Gene Ontology annotation, biological process: multicellular organism development; positive regulation of kinase activity; cell surface receptor protein tyrosine kinase signaling pathway. The record is from RefSeq and is a predicted model, not a curated record. NCBI's taxonomy places the organism in Eukaryota, Metazoa, Arthropoda, Copepoda, Calanoida, Temoridae. Gene Ontology annotation, molecular function: transmembrane receptor protein tyrosine kinase activity; ATP binding. The transcript has 20 exons. The coding region runs from base 289 to 2061 and encodes 590 amino acids. Gene Ontology annotation, cellular component: signaling receptor complex.